AUGGCUUGGUCCGCACUUUUGUUCUUAUAUUAUCUGCUCUUUCAUCUGCAUCUUUCGACUACUAGCUCCGCCGCUGCUGUUCUUGAGCCCCGAGCACCACCACCGUCUCUGAGAGGAGAACUGUAUGACUUUGUUUUCAGCGGCUCUGGAGACACCUAUGUCGAUGCCCCUCGUCUAGGAGUGCCCGUAACCUACCAGCGCUUCCUAUUGGAUUCUUCGUCUGAAGGGGGUGCGGGUCGGGUUCGAAGCAUGCAGACCACUGCAUGUCCUACCGAUAGCGUGCUGGCUUAUUACAACUGGGACGUGAGCUUCGUGUUCAUGAUUCGGACCAACUAUGGAGACAUCAUCGGUCGAGUUCCUAGAGAAGAACUAGAUAAAAUAUCUGAGCCAGGGAAAGAGACGGCAAACUUUGCAGAAGUCUUUAAGGAGCCAUACAUCGAAAAAGAUGGAUAUCUCACACAUGCAAUUCUAAACCUCAGACUGAACCACGGAGGUCCGACAUCGGAUCCUAUAAAGUUCAAUGGAUGGUCGACAUGGGGAGAGAGGGCACCAGUGACCAGAGGCGCUAUAAAGCAGGGUUCGACUUACAGAUAUUAUAAAGAAUUUUCUGUACGUCGUAUACAGAACGAGAUCAGGACACUCUUGACCGGGAUCAAUGUGGCUAGCAAUCCUCUUCCAGCUAUACAGGAGUUCGAUUUUCCUUAUUCGGCAGAUCAAAGAGCAAGCACAAAACAUACAGGGCCCCCGGUCCGACCCAAUGCACGUCUGGCCUGUGCAAUUUCUUUGACUAUGCAAAACAACGCCGCAGCCGUGGAAGAGACCUGGAUCGGAUCAGAAGCCACGAUAGAAGAGAAUUCUGGCAAGAGGGUGUCUGUUCUGACUCCUAGCGAUUCGUCAUCUCUUCGUAUGACUCAGGGAGGCUGGGAAAAUAUAUGA
Messenger RNA from Penicillium lagena, 936 nucleotides. RefSeq lists its product as uncharacterized. Bases 1 to 936 code for a protein of 311 amino acids. The transcript has a single exon. NCBI's taxonomy places the organism in Eukaryota, Fungi, Ascomycota, Eurotiomycetes, Eurotiales, Aspergillaceae. The record is from RefSeq and is a predicted model, not a curated record.